Molecule: messenger RNA, 1182 nt
Organism: Macrosiphum euphorbiae (potato aphid)
Lineage: Eukaryota; Metazoa; Arthropoda; Insecta; Hemiptera; Aphididae
Source: the annotation of a GenBank genome assembly
AUGACUUGGGCUGGUGUCAAUAAAAAAAGUAAGCGACAUUAUAAGAGUGAGGUUGAUGUGAAUAAUAGAGUUCCAAAUCCGAAAUAUAUGGAACAUUAUGAAUUUGAACUUGAAGUAUUAGCUGUGAAUGAAACCCAAGGAUUAAAAGAAAUUGUGAAAACAAUUAUCGUUUGGGCUGGACUUACAUAUGGGUUUGAACAAGAUUUGUUACAAUUCGCGUUUGACUCAGCUUGUAAAACUACCGAUAUAUUUCCAAUACCAAAUAGCCAAAAUCAUUUACCUGUAAUACACGUUGAAGACUUGGCCAGGGUGAUACAUAAAGUAAUAUCCGAUGAUCAAGCAUUGGAGUAUCAUUAUAUUUUUGCUGUUGAAAGUCCAAUAAAUACAUUAAAACAAAUCAUCACUGCUCUCGCUAAGUCGUGCGAUGUAGCUCCAAUGGUUGUGCCAUUAAAUACAUUCAUGAAUAAAUAUGAACUCAAGAGUAUUAAAUUAAUUGUAAUCGGUCCCCCGGCUUCUGGUAAGACCAAACUUGCACUUCAACUGGCGCAGUAUUAUGGUUUACUUUACUUGGAACCAAAAAAAAUAACUCAAGACUGUAUUAAUGGAAUUAGAGAAGAAAUCAGUUUACUGUACCACAAAAGUCAAUUUACCGAGGAUUCGGAAGAUUUAUUAGAUGAUGCUGAUGACCAAGCUGAAAUUAGUCCAAUUAUAACUAACAAAAUAUCAGAAUUAAAUAAAAAGCUAUCAAUGUUAUAUUCAUCUAUGGAUGCCAAUAAUGAUGAAUUGGAAGAUAUUUAUCUAAUUCCAUUAUUGAAUGAAAGAAUAGCACUUUUUAAACGUGGGUAUGUCUUGGAUGGAUAUCCAACGACAGUAGAUCAAGCCAAAAUGCUAUUCCGAUUCGAUGAUGCGAAUUUACUUCAAUCAAAUAUUGAUAUUAAUAAAUUGCCUGAUUUGACAGUUAAUUUAACGCAAAACGCAGAGGGUGAUAUUUUACCCGCUGAACAGAACAGUGAAAUCCAUAAAAAUACAAACACCAAUACGCUUAAAAAUGAAAGUGCAAAAAGACGACUCCUGUUCUCAGAAGUUGACAUAAUACACUCAUCAAAUUCUGACGUCGCAGUAGUAUCUAAUGUAGUUGCAGCUAAAGCCAUUCUGAAAAAACAAAUUAAAAAAAAAUCGUAA